Acytostelium subglobosum LB1 is the source of this 1491-nucleotide messenger RNA. RefSeq lists its product as hypothetical. The record is from RefSeq and is a predicted model, not a curated record. The transcript has 4 exons. Bases 1 to 1491 code for a protein of 496 amino acids. Lineage: Eukaryota; Evosea; Eumycetozoa; Acytosteliales; Acytosteliaceae. Gene Ontology annotation, cellular component: cytoplasm; eukaryotic translation initiation factor 3 complex; nucleus. Gene Ontology annotation, biological process: translational initiation. Gene Ontology annotation, molecular function: translation initiation factor activity.
AUGGAGUACGAUCUAACAAAGAAGUUGAGCACAUUCCUCGACGCUCAUUUGUUGUUCCAACUGGUGGACUUUGCCAAGGGAUAUCCAGAGGAUGACGUUAAUCGCGCGAAAGCAGAUAUCUUGACACAGACUGGUAGAUGUGAUGAGGCUAUUGCCGCCUGCCAAAAUGUCGCUCGUGAUACUAGCGCACUGCAGGAGAAGAAGCAGAAGUUGGCCAACGAAUUGGAGACUUUGAGAGUGCAAUGCGAUGUCGCCACUCAAUACCUCAACGCGAAGAAGGAGCAUCAGCAGACUCAACCAGCAGCGACCACUGCCGCCGCAGGCAGCACACCCGCCACGACCACUGCCGGCGUCUCCACCGUCCCCGACGAUGUUGACGAGGAGGCCGCCGCCACAUCCGAGGCAGAGUCGCAGGCAAAGCUGUCGUUCACAUUUGCCAUGCUGCGCGAGAAGAUCAACGCAGAGAUCAUCGACGCCAUGUACAGAUACUCCAAGCUGCUCUUUGAGACAGGUCAGUACAAGAUCGCCAGGGAAUAUCUGGCCAUCUACGCCAAGCUCUCCAACGACAGACAGAAGACACUAAGCGCCCUCUGGGGUAUCCUCGAGUCUGACAUCCUCAGCCAGAACUGGGCUGUCGCCGUCACAGACAUUGCUCCACUGAAAGAGGAGAUUGAUAGCAACAGCUCGUCACCAGUCGAGCAACUGCAUCAGAGAGCAUGGCUCAUCCACAGAAGUCUCUUUGUCUAUUUCAAUCAAACAGAGAACAGAGCAGGUCUGGUCGACUUGCUGUUUGACGACAAGUACCUCAAUGCCAUCCAGACCGUCUGCCCACACGUGCUUCGCUACUUGACCGUGGCCGUCAUCAUCAACAGGAGACGUCCACAGACCAUCUACCAGCUGGUCAAGGUCAUUGAGCAGGAGGCCUACACGUACCGCGACCCAAUCACCCUCUUUGUCUCGAGCCUCUACGUCAAGUUCAACUUUGAGGAUGCCAAGGCACAGCUGUCUCUUUGCGAGCAAGUCCUGAAGCAGGACUACUUCCUGGCGUCAUGCUAUGAUGAGUUCAUGGAGAGCUCUCGCGCUUGCAUCUUUGAGACCUACUGUAAUAUUCACGAAAAUAUCGAUAUAGAUUUGUUGUGCAACAACUUAGGUAUAAACCCAGAGUCAUCAGAGAAGUGGAUCGUGGAAGCUAUUAGAAACGCUAGAUUCGUUGCCAAGAUCGACUCGGCAAACAAUCAGAUUAAGAUGUUCUCACAGCAUACCAAUGCUUACCGUCAGGUCAUGGACAAGACCAAGGGCCUGUUCAACCGUGGCAUUGAGAUCCUGGUGGGCAUCAACGACUCGAGAAGCCAGCAGUCAAGAAGAGGAGGUGCCGCCGGCAGAGGUGGACGCAGGGGUGGUGGUCAGCAGCAAGGACAACAGCAGCCACAGGGACAGCAGCCACAACAACCACAAGCAGCACAGGCUAAACCAGAGCCAGUUGCCGUUUAA